GAAAUGGUCAAAAUCGGUAUUCCAUAACUAUUUUUUAAUCUCUACAAUCGUUAUAGUGAAUAGAAAUCACUUCGACAGCAUUUACCCUGUCGAGAUGAGAUUCCGAUUAUCGGAAUUGUGCUUGACGCAAGCGCAUUUGUUUUAUUUUGUUUUGAUUAACGUUUUACCUAACCUCUAUAUUCGUUGAUUUUAUAUCUACUAAAAAUAAAUAAAAACAAUUUAUCAAGAACUUUCGUUAUGGCUUUAAUACCAUUAAAUUUCGGCAUCGAUCUUGGAAAUGAAAUAGGGGAAGAAUUGCAAAAGUAAGUGGAACAUUUAUAACAGGCUACAAAAUGUGAUAUAUGUAAAUUGUUUUGUUUAAAAUCUUUUUAUACUUAGUUUCUUAUGUAGGUACCUAACUGUUUUGUGUUUCUUUAGCCAAAUAUUUAAUCUUCAAAGGCGCACUCUUAGGGAUGCAAGUAAUCCGUUUGAAAUACCUGAGGAAAUAUUUAAAGGUCUGUACCGUCUACCAAAGGAAAUAGCUAUGGAGCUUAUUGAUGAAAUAGAGCCUUAUUUGGCUGGACAGAUCAGAAUAACAUCUGUGCCAAAUCAUUUGAAGGUUUUAUGUGCUUUACAUUUUUAUGCCCAAGGAAACUAUCAAAAAGCUGUUGGCCAAGACUUUUUGUUGGGUAUGAGCCAACCAAUGGUUAGUCGGUGCAUAAACACUAUAAGUGAAAUACUGUCUAAUCACAUUGGUAGGCGGUACAUAAAAUUUCCCAGUACAGUAGAAGAAAAACGUUUGUUAACGCAAGGAUUUAUGAAUAAAUUUAACUUCCCAGGCGUAAUAGGGUGCAUUGACUGUACACACAUUGCAAUUGUUGCACCUCCUCUAGAGCACCCUGUACAUCCAGGCAUUGCAUACCUCAACAGAAAGGGAUUUCACAGUAUAAAUUGCCAACUGAUAUGUGACUCAAAUUUAAAAAUAUUAAAUUGCAAUGCAAGAUAUCCUGGAUCCACACAUGAUUCUGCUAUAUGGACCAUGUCUAAUGUUAUUCAACAUAUGGAACAAACAUAUGGUAAUGGAGAACGAGGAUUCUGGUUAUUAGGUGAUUCUGGCUAUCCCUUACAGCCAUGGUUACUAACACCAAUAGAAGGUGCCCAACAAAAUACUCCAGAAGGACGAUAUACUUUUUCACACAGUUCAGUAAGAAACUGUGUAGAACGGUGCAAUGGAGUAUUAAAAAUGAGAUUUCGCUGUCUCUUAAAACACAGAGUUCUACACUAUACUCCUGUCAAAGCUGCUGAAAUAAUAAAUGCCUGUUGUGUGCUACACAACAUUCUUGUUUCACACAAUAUCGAAGUAGAACUAGUAGAAGAAGAUGAACUUGUAAAUGAUAUGGAGGAAAAUGUACAAGAAAAUAACUUGCCACUAGAUGAUAGAUUGGUUGCUGGCCGCAGAAUUCGGAACCAAUUGAUAAGAAAUUAUUUUAAUUAAUAUUUAAAAUUAAAUAAGGGUAAACCCUGUAGUUGACUUUAUAUACAUUCGAUAAGACAACGUAUAAUGAGAUAAACUCUUACAUGAAUUUACUAAAAAUUAUUUAAAAUGUAUCCACAAGGAAGUGGAUAAUUACAAAACACAAAAACGUUUUCAGUCUAAACUGACCAUCAUCAGUGUGAACGUUUGGUGUACGAGUAUUUGGAACUAGCCACUUCAUUAGGUGUCAAAACCUCUAAAUUACUAAAACCAAAAGUAACAACCAACUUACCUCUCACCUAAGCACUACAUGCAUCUUUUGAGCACAGAUGAAAUACAUCAACAUGGUUCUCAAUAAUCUUAAUAAAUUGACUGAAUGUCGCCUAAUUUAUAAUGUUAAAUAAAAACAAUGUAAUUUAGAGGUUUGGACACCUAAUGAAGUGGCUAGUUCCAAAUACUUGUACACCGAACAUUCACACUGAUGAUGGUCAGUUUAGACUGAAAACGUUUUUGUGUUUUUUAAUUUUCCACUACCUUGUGGAUAACUCCUAGAUAUUUUGGAAAUAUAAUGUCAUUUAUUUUGAUAAUUGUAAUCUGUAAAUGGGGUAUUCCUGUUCCUGUAAUAAAUUUGUAAGGUGUAAUUGAAAAAUUAAUAAACAACAUAACGUUAAA
Molecule: messenger RNA, 2125 nt
Organism: Diabrotica virgifera virgifera (western corn rootworm)
Lineage: Eukaryota; Metazoa; Arthropoda; Insecta; Coleoptera; Chrysomelidae
Product: putative nuclease HARBI1
Exons: 6
Coding region: 524-1474 (316 amino acids)
Source: RefSeq, a predicted model, not a curated record